UCGACCGCCUGGGAGCGGGCUGGCAGCUCUCCCCGCUACAGCGCCUCGGCUUUUCCCUGGCCGCCUUCCUUGUUGAGCCCCGAUUCCCUCGGAGCCGGAGACACGCACCAGAGGCUCGAAGCGCCGCACUCCGGGGCGGGCGGCAGCUGCAGCGCUCGGGACCGCGCGGCCGGGUGCAACCUCUGUCGUCGCCGCCGCCGCCGCGCUUGUCACCGCGGAGCCAAGGCGGCUGGUGCAGAGCGGCAGCACCUCGCCCCGCACCCGCCGCCGCCCGGGCAGUGCGGGGCCGCGGCGCUCUGUGCGCAGCGGGAGUGCGGUCCCCCCCGAAGGCUCCCUGUCGCCUGCGUCCCAGCCAAGAAGGAAGGGAGAACAUUCACCACCACAACGUCUCAAAGGGAAUACAUUGCCAGCAUUUUGAAUACUUAUUUGGACAAACCUUUCUUCAAGGAGGACGCAGCCCUCUGCCCCCAUGUCGCCACCUUGGAAGGACUGACCAAAUCCAGCAGCCUGUGCCACUUCCCACCCACCAUGGGACCCGAGGGAAGCUUGCUGAGUGGGGGACAAAUGCAGAUCACCCUGUGGGGAAGCCUGGCAGCUGUGGUCACCUUCUUCCUCAUCACCUUCCUCAUCUUUCUGUGCUCCAGUUGUGACAGAGAAAAGAAGCCGAGACAGCACAGCGGAGACCAUGAGAACCUGAUGAACGUGCCUUCCGACAAGGAGAUGUUCAGCCGUUCAGUUACCAGCCUGGCCACAGACGCGCCUGCCAGCAGUGAACAGAACGGGGCACUCACCAACGGUGACAUUCUUUCAGAAGACAGCACCAUGACCUGCACGCAGCAUUACGAGGAAGUCCAGACCUCAGCUUCAGAUCUGCUGGACUCCCAGGACAGCACAGGGAAGCCAAAAUGUCAUCAGAGCCGGGAGUUGCCCAGAAUUCCUCCUGAGAGCGAAGUGGACACGAUGCUCAAUGGAGAAAGCGCGGACGGGGACCAGGGUCUGGGGAUGGAGGGGCCGUACGAAGUGCUCAAGGACAGUGCCUCACAAGAAAAUAUGGUGGAGGACUGCUUGUAUGAAACUGUGAAAGAAAUUAAGGAGGUGACGGCCGCCGCCCACUCAGCUGGAGGUCACAGCAGCAGGUCGAAGUCAACUUCCACUGUGAAAGAGCUUCCGGGGCCCCAGGCCAGUGGCAAAACAGACUUUGCCGAAUAUGCCUCCGUGGACAGAAACAGAAAGUGUCGACAAAGCGCUAAGGCAGAGAGUAUUCUUGGAAAUUCAUGGGAUCCAGAAGAGGAGGCGCCACCCCCUGUCCCCAUUAAACUUCUGGAUGAAAAUGAAAACCUUCAGGAACAGGCAGAGAGUAAAACAGGAGAAGAAGGGGCCGCCGAGGGGACCGGUGAAGCCAACAAGAGAUUUAGUUCGUUGUCAUACAAGUCCCGGGAAGAAGACCCAACUCUCACAGAAGAAGAGAUCUCGGCAAUGUAUUCAUCAGUACAUAAAAAAGGACAGCCAGGGAACAAAUCAGGACAGUCACUCAAAGCACCAGAGUCCACCUAUACCUCCAUCCAAGGAGCCGCUCUGAGGUCGCCCUCUUCCUGUAACGAUCUCUAUGCUACUCUUAAAGACUUGGAGAAAAUUCCCAACAGUGUCAGCACUCUUCCAGCAGCAGGGAGGCCCAACGGCGAGGAGCCCGAACCAGAUUACGAAGCAAUACAGACUCUAAACAGAGAGGAAGAGAAGGCUGCCCCGGAGACCAACAGCCACCACGGCCUUUUCCCAAAGGAGAAUGACUACGAGAGCAUCGGGGACCUGCAGCAAUGCCGAGACAUCACCAGGCUCUAGCAGCCCGGAAGACAACCCAGCUAGCAUAGGACCAGCCGGCAGGGCCAGUGCUGUUGCAGAACACAAGAAGCAGUGUCAGCCACACUGCAUAUGCUGCUUCCGGAAAAGGAAGAUGAUUGGAGAUGCUGAAACCGCUUCUCAGUUUGGAGAACAGUGAGGUACACACCCUACUGCCAGGGCACGGGCACACCCAAGCACACCUCCCUCAUAUACCCACACCCUCUGGAAGGAUCCCAGCUGUCAGUGGUCUCACCCUCUUUGUGAAGAAAGCCACACAGUAAGGAAGAAAAGCACUCAUCCGAAACCACCGCUCACCUGCCUGAAGCACUGCCACUCCCAGGGGCCGGGUUUCUCUCCCUCUCUCCCCUUUCUGCUGCCUGCUACUAACGGUAAAAUGAAUGGCUUUUUUCCCCUUGAAAUCUUCCGAUUUAUAAUGGUUCAUUCCAAGGAUAUUCUCCCACCAGCCUGGCCUUUGCCUUCAACGUGGGUGUUUUCGAUGGUAAGAAAUUGUGGUUGCUGCUUCCCUACCGCUCCCCAGCCCUCUUCAAGCAGCUGCCCCUGGGAACCGGGACCGGCCAGUGGAUAGGAUUGGAGAUGCCCCUUGAGCUUCUUAGCUCUUCAUUCCUUCUGAUUCGGGCAGUCCAUGUCAGCAGCCUCUCCCGAAGUACUUGAAGUCAUUGUUAGAUGCUUUAUUUUAUUUUUAUAGUCAAAAUGGUUUUUUCCCCAGUAUUUGAAACUCUUCAGAGCCUUCAGUGAAUAUCGUGGUACUUCCAUACUUCUUUUAGCCCAGAGCUCAUUCCUCCAAAACAGAGAGCCUUAAUCUCUAUGUUGGGACACAGACCACAUGUUUGGAUGGCAGCCACGGCUUCCAUUUCCCAAGGGCUGUGAACGUGAAUGUGUAUUUCUGAUGACCCCCACUGCCACACCAGCCGUGCGGGAUUUCAUACGUGAACUGCUCCCCUAAGUAUCACAGACCCGGCCUGGCAGCACGGAAACCGUUCCCCAGCACCUCCUGGCAUGAAGACAGCUCUGCCCAGCUCACGUUUGGGCUAUCUCGAUAAGGCACAGAUCCACCUGGGGAAGCAGAUGCUGGGUGCUAUUUGCCAUGAACUUUGCUAAACCAUGUACACUCUUGCCCACAUCUUUCGUGAGAAUGGUUGGCACUAAGGAGCCAUGGAGAAGAACUUUUUAAAAAUUCUGUUGAGGACUCAGACUCACAAAUGCAGAAAAAUGAGCGCUGUGCUCUAACCAGGUAAGCCCACAGGUCCCCUACAAGGUACUGAGAUUGGAGGGAAAUCCCUGGAACAGCAGACCAAUAGCUACCCAUAAAGUAGAAGGGCACUGAUUAUUUUGAGAGGGAAAAAACAAACAAACAAACAACUCUUUCCUGUAAGAAUUAAUCACUUCUAGAGUAAAUUAUGUGUAACAUUUCUUAGCCAUGUAGCUAUUGCACCCCAUCCCCUGAGAAACAGUGCUUAUGAGUUAUGUGAGUUAUAAGUAGUUUGAGCUCCUCUCCAGGUCUCAAGGAAAUGAGAACGUUCAAGCAUCUAACUCUGGAGUUACCAGAUGUUGAACAUAACUUGGCCAUUUAUAGGCAAAAUCCCUGAUGUUUGGUGAUGUUAGGUGAUCCAGUGGCUGAGGGUCUCACGUUCUGCACACCUGAGGAUCCAGGAUGUGUUUAGUUGUGAUUUUUUUAACCUUCACUCUCAUCAUAGCUUAUUUGAAUGGGUAUUCUAGAGUGUAAUAUUUUUUUCCAAAUUAACAGAACAGAUAUGUUCAUUCUCAUUAUACAUUUAAUUCUUAAAAGCCUAUCUAGUAUAUCAGUUAGGCACCCUUCACAGGACAGUUAAGGCUAAAACAGAGAGACCAGUCUUGUCCCCUGGAGCCUGCAUUUCAGAACCGACUUGUUGCAAUGUCUGGUUUUAUUUUGUUUUGUUUGUUUUUUUAACUCAACAAGUGGGAAACAAUGAGUGUAAACAAACUCUUUCCUUUUCCUUUUUUAAGCUUAAGGAGAAAAAGAAAUGUAAUUUUAGCUCCUCAUUUAGGUAGUAAAGGCUUCCCUGACAGACAGCAGUGCCUUUCCCUAGGCGAAGAGACUAGAACCAAAGGCCUGAGUCGGUCUUUGAACAUUCCUUUGACAAGUUUUUAUGUAUUUUUAAUGUCAAACCCAUAGAUGAACCUGACAGGAUGAUCAUGACCCAUCCAGUAAGUGUGCUUGCUUUUUUCGCAUUCAUCCUUUUAAAUAUAAGCUUCUCUGUCUUUCCUGAGCCGCGCUCGAAACUUAACUCCUGUGGGCGCCUCCACGGCUGCCUCCUGACGUCCUGGAGAUUUGGCGGCACCAUCAGCAGUGCUUUGCUCUCAGGGAGAAGCUCGCGGAACGUGUUGGGAAAGUUGAAUUUUACAUCCACGUCAACAGGCGUUUGAAAGAGUCCUGUAUGCCUCAGAUUUUUGACCCUUUUUAAAAUUUUUUCUUAUUUUUUUUCUGAGUACCAACUACAUAUUUGAUUCUCAGGGGGUGGGUAGGGCAGGAAUUAGAAGUAAAAUUUGAACUAAGUGAUGUGGGAAAGACUUCCUGCCCCUGUGUGUGUGACUCUGGAAAAUAUUUUAUUCCAGUGCCCUGCCUACCACUCUGAGUUUCUUGAGAAGCACACCAUAAAUGUAUAUAAGAUUGAGAAAGAAUAUCUCAAAGACUUAAAUUAUUGUUUAGGUAUUUUUUUCUUUGUAAACUCAGGAAUAAACCUGGUUUGUGCAUGGCAGAAUAUGGCUACCAAAGCUAUAAUUUCUAGGUAUCUAGGUGCAUUCUUUCAAAUAUAUUUCAUUCUAACUUUUUUAAAAACUGGGGAAAGAAACUCCUAGUAAUGAAAAAACAAAACCAACAAGAGACUUCCAUAAACUCUUUCUAGAAGAACAUAGUAUCAGUCUAACCUGUGCCCCAGAGUGUUUGUUUCUUGCCUAUAGUAUUUCAACAAUUUUUAUGGGAGAAAAAAAUGCACGUUUUUAUGUCUUGGAAAAAUGAACUGAAGUACUGAAUUAAAUUCUCAGAGGGGACAAUUUAGUUUAAAGAGAAGCAUUGGUUUUGGAGAUCAACUCAUGGCUCUGUGGUCCCUGUUCCAGCACUGACUUUACUGUGUGACCUUGAGCAAAUGAUUAACUACUCUGUGCCUCAGUUUCUCCAUAUACAAAAUGGGGAUAAUGAUACCAACCAUUGCCUACCUCAUAGGGAUGUUAUGGGGACAAAUGAGAUAAUAUAAAUAGAAAUGCUUUGAAUUCCGUAAGAAAGGUGCUAUAUAAGUUGAAAUUGUGUUGUUUUUAGUGAUCCAAUUAUUAAUUAUGUUUAGGGUUUAAAUAAUAGCAAUACUGUUAGUCAUGUUAAGAAUAAGUUUCAACUUGAUUCAUAUUUACAAUUCUCUUCUGUGGCCAGAUCUUGAUCAUUUAUCCAGUAAUGGUACCUAAGGAACUGAAAUGGAUAUUUGUUUUCUGUGUAUUUUUGCCCAUAGUAUUUCUAUGCUGAAUGUUCCCAAAAGGCUGGAGUUCAACUUGUCCUAUCUUAUAGUUUACAUGUAAUGAACCUUACUCAAGCUGUAUAUAAAAGUAUAAUUACAUGUAAAUAGCAGGUGCAUUGUAAUUAAAGGCACUUAUCAA
This is a messenger RNA of Lagenorhynchus albirostris (white-beaked dolphin), 5481 nucleotides long. It is a transcript of the gene PAG1, whose product is annotated as phosphoprotein membrane anchor with glycosphingolipid microdomains 1. NCBI's taxonomy places the organism in Eukaryota, Metazoa, Chordata, Mammalia, Artiodactyla, Delphinidae. The transcript is spliced from 9 exons. The record is from RefSeq and is a predicted model, not a curated record. Gene Ontology annotation, biological process: intracellular signal transduction; negative regulation of T cell activation. The coding region runs from base 529 to 1839 and encodes 436 amino acids. Gene Ontology annotation, cellular component: membrane raft; plasma membrane.